AAGCCUGCUGUUCCCAAGCAAAGCCACAAUGGAUCAUAUGCAGAACAAUCAGACCUGCAACCUCCUGAACGGCUCUGAGGUCCAAAGUGAAGCAGGUGACCUGGAUAGCGCCCAGAUCCCCGUGGCUGAGGAGGCAGAAGCCACCACCACCACAUCAACGGAGAUGUCUGGUGGAGAAGCACCAAGAUCUCCCCGGAGUUCUCCUAGAUCCUCCUGUCCUCUCGCUGUCACAGGCUGCAUUUCAGGGAAACCAUCUGAUGAGACCUCUGGCAACCAGACAGAGGAGCGGAAAGAAGCUGAGUCACCCCUGAACGAUGAAAUAAAUACAAACGUUGUCCGUUUGGUGGAGUUCCUGCUCCUCAAGUACCAAAGGAAGGAGCUCACCACCAAGGCAGAAAUGCUGGACUGCAUCAACAGAGAUUAUCAGGAGUGCUACCCUGUGAUCUUUAGUGAGGCCUCUGAGUGCAUAAAGCUGUUUUUUGGCAUUGACAUGAUGGAAGUGGACCCUGCUGCUCGCUCCUACACUCUUGUCACUGCUUUGGGCAUCACCUAUGAUGGGAUGCAUCAUGGUCCCCAGGGCAUGCCCAACACGGGCCUCAUAAUAAUGUCCCUCUGCAUUAUCUUCAUGGAAGGAAACUGUGUCAGUGAGGAGAAGUUCUGGGAAGUGUUGAAUAAAUUAGGGCUGUGUGCUGGGUGUAAGCAUUUCAUAUACGAUGAGCCCAGGAAACUCAUCACCGAGGACUUUGUGCAGGAAGGGUACCUGGAAUACAGGCUGGUGCCUGACAGCGAUCCUCCUCGCCAUAACUUCCUGUGGGGCCCAAGGGCCCACGCUGAAACCACCAAGAUGAAAGUCUUAGAAUUUUUUGCCGGUAUUACUAAAAAAGAUCCCAGCUCCUACCCAACCAGGUAUGCAGAGGCUUUGAGAGAUGAGGGAGAGAGGGCCUAGGCCAGAAUUGGGCAGCAGAUGCUGCUCUUGCCGUGCUGAUUUCAAUUUGUGCUGCACCAGCAGUUUCUAAGGAGCAUGAAGUCAGGCAGACUCAGUGAUAUCGAUAAUGGAGUGUUAGGGUGGAGCUGGCGGGAGGACAGCGUGAACCAUUCCACUCUGUCUGUUCUGUUUGGUGACUCCUUAUAUUCAAAACGUUUCUGCUUUUAGUAAGAGGUUCAUUAAGGUGAUGUUUUUAUGUUAAAAAUUACAUUAGUAAUGCAUCUAUUACUGAUUAGUUGUGUUACAAAAGCGUUAUAAUUUAGUAAAACAUACUAACGUGUCUUUCAUUUUACAUGUAAUCUGUCACAACUUUCCAUGGCAUCCAAAUUGGCCUUUCCUUGGCAGUGUGAAAUAACGUGGCAUCAAUAUGAAGAAUAGAAUAAAAUUGUUAGUUUUUAUUA
Molecule: messenger RNA, 1386 nt
Organism: Nannospalax galili (Upper Galilee mountains blind mole rat)
Lineage: Eukaryota; Metazoa; Chordata; Mammalia; Rodentia; Spalacidae
Product: melanoma-associated antigen 10-like
Exons: 1
Coding region: 29-946 (305 amino acids)
Biological process (GO): negative regulation of transcription by RNA polymerase II
Cellular component (GO): nucleus
Source: RefSeq, a predicted model, not a curated record